AUGUUUGAGCGUUCUUGCCAGCUUUUAUACUUCUUCACAUUCGCUUUUCUGCGAACAUCCAUCGCCGAGUAUGAGCUUAACUGCGACACGACGCUCCACGGUCCUUUCAGCGGUGAAAUUACUCACUAUGAUUACGCCGAUGAUGCGGCUGCCGGGGCCGGAGCGUGUAUGAUUGACACGGAAGGCGACAUCAUGGUCGGUGCCAUGAAUGUACCAGAUUUGGAUGAAUUGCUGAUGUGUGGGCAAUGUGUGGAAAUAACCAAUGAUAUUGGCGUUAAGAUUGUUAUCAUUAUCGUCGACUCAUGUCCCGAGUGUCACUUGAAACACGAGCACAACAUUGACCUGAGCCAACCUGCCUUUGAACUGCUCUACCCCUUACAACGUGGACGAGUGAUGAUCACAUGGCGAGUCGUCGAAUGCAAUGUUGCUGGAAACAUAAGAUACAACUUCAAGUUUCCCACAAGCCCAGGAAGCUACUGGUGGGGGUUGAAAAUACUUGACCAUAUCCACGGAAUCAGAAACGUAUCGCUGUACCCGGGAGCGGAGGGCGAUGAUCGCGGUUGGGUCGAGUACGAAAUAACCGUUAAUCAAAACUUCAAAAAAACUACCGGAACACCCCGCAUAGACUUUCCGUUUCACGUGCGGAUUACUUCAGUUUACGGUGUCACUAUUGAAGACUACAUCGAAGAAGUAGCCACCCGUCAAUCAAACACAAUCGCUGGCGCCGUACAGUUUGUUAGCGUAUGCGACAGUGGUGUACACUUGAACGUGAAUUCAACUAACGGUACGGACUUGGGGUGGAACAGCGAGGCAGCGGCAACAAUGUACCGCCCAAUAUUUAAAUUGCAAGUAAUUGCACUGGUAAUAUCCUUCCAGCACAUUUUUGGAUGA
This is a messenger RNA of Saccoglossus kowalevskii, 891 nucleotides long. RefSeq lists its product as uncharacterized. Lineage: Eukaryota; Metazoa; Hemichordata; Enteropneusta; Harrimaniidae. The record is from RefSeq and is a predicted model, not a curated record.